Molecule: messenger RNA, 2624 nt
Organism: Temnothorax curvispinosus
Lineage: Eukaryota; Metazoa; Arthropoda; Insecta; Hymenoptera; Formicidae
Product: protein RCC2 homolog
Exons: 4
Coding region: 448-1917 (489 amino acids)
Source: RefSeq, a predicted model, not a curated record
CCGGUCGGAACGGACCGAAACGGGCCGGAACGCGCCGGAACGCGGAGCGUACCCCCCGGCGAUUUACAAUCAUAAACUACGGUGUCGCGUAUGUAUGUUUCGUAUGUAUAUGUAUAUACUUAUCGCGAGAGCGUGGUUUUAUUAUGAUUUUUGAGCGCCAGGUGGCCGCGUUUUUGUUGUCGAUCCGCCGUCGGCGGCGCGGCGCGGCUCCCCUCAGCGCCAUUACAUCGAUAAAUGUCAUCGCGGCGGCCGCCAGCGUGAAACGUCGCCGUCGCCGCUCGCCGCCGUCGCCGUCGCCGCCGACGUAGCACCGUCCACCUGGUCCUUGCCGCCCGCGUAAGAGGAGGAGCAGGAGAAGGAGGAAGAAGAGACGACGGUGGAGGAAAGAGGAUCGCGCGACGCCUGCUCCAGACACGGCCACGCGUCCCGGUCGCGCGCACCGCGACGAUGUCCACCAAGCGGAAAAACGCGAGUGGCAAGGCGAAGAACCGUCCGCCUAAGUCGCGGAAGGUGGAGUACGACGAGGAGGACAUCUCCAGCGAGCACGACUCGGAGGUCGACGAUGCCGAGGCCGUCUCCAACGCCGACGGCGAGGACGCCGCAGCCGAGGACGCGCUUGCGGACGUCUCGAACAUGCCCGAGCUACCGGCCCCGGAGGGCGGCUGGGGCAAGCCUGGAACAUUGCUCAUGUGUGGCCUUACUAAUUGGGAAAUGGCUGGUCGCAAGGCACCGCCUAAGGGAGUGAAGGCGAACGUGGGACGUAGCCUGUGGACGCCGCACACCUUUAAAAAUUUGAACGACGCUAGAGUACGACUAAUCGCAUCCGGUCCCGCUGCAUCCCACAGCAUUAUCGUUACUGAGGAUAAUAGAUGCUUGGCUUUUGGUAGAAACGAUAAAGGUCAAUUGGGUGUCGGAGACACGAAGCGUCGCGACGAGCCCACCGAGGUCGAAGCUUUAAAAGGACACACGGUUAUAGGGGCGUCGUGCGGACGCAACCACACCUUAUUUUUAACGAGCCGCGGUAUAGUUUUUGCUGCUGGCGACAAUAAACUGGGCCAAUGCGGGGUCGGCAAAAAUGACCCUUGUAUCGUGACUGCCACCAAAGUUAAAUAUUCCGGACCGCCGAUAGUGAAAGUGGGAUGCGGCGCAGAAUUCUCGAUGAUCCUGGACAUCAAGGGUGGUCUACACUCGUUCGGAUGCCCGGAGUACGGCGCUCUAGGCCACAACACCGACGGCAAAUACUUCAUCACGAAUACGAAAAUGGCAUUUCAUUAUGAGAAAGCGCCUAAGCGAAUCGUUUUGUACGUCGAGAGAGGUAAGGACGGCCACGCGACGCCGUUGGAUCGCGUUGAGAUCACGGACUUUAGCUGCGGUCACUAUCACACCGUCGCGAUUGACAGCAAGAACCGGGCGUUCUCCUGGGGAUUCGGUGGGAUUGGCCGUCUGGGUCACAACGAGCAGCGCGACGAAUUGGUACCACGUCUGAUCAAGUUUCUGGAGCCGCCCAGCCGCGGUGUCCGUGCGGUUUAUUGCGGCAGCACGUACAGCAUCGCGAUUAACGUACACGGCUCCGCCCUGAUGUUCGGUCAGACUAAGCGCACAGGCGAGGCCAACAUGUACCCCAAGCCUAUUCAGGAUCUAUCCGGUUGGGAAAUUCGAUGCGUCGGUUGUUCACAAACGAGCGUGGUGGUCGCGGCCGAUGACUCCGUUAUUGCAUGGGGCCCUAGUCCUACGUUCGGAGAAUUGGGUUUUGGUGAAAUGCGAAAGUCGUCGACGACUCCGAUGGAGGUAAAAGCCUUGGAAGGUUUAUACAUUACUGCCGUUACAUGUGGUCUGUCUCAUACACUUAUGAUCUGCCGAGACGAUACCGAGGAGGAAAGGGCCGAGAUUAAUAAACUCCAGGUGUACUCUGUUUAAAGUAUAUUCUUCGAUUGCGUAAACGGGUCUCCAUUGCGUCGCUAUGCAGAUGAUCGAAUCAGAAGGAAAACGUUCCUUCGAUGAUUCACAGCUAGGUUUCAACGAGUUUGAACAAAGUAUCCGAGAAAGAUAACAAGUAGAUUGCCACGAAACGUCCAGAAAAGAGAUAUAGGAUUAGAUAUUAUUCUACUUUGUACUUCCAGUUUUUACUUAACGCGCGAAUGAAAGUCGAUCUGUGUAACAUUUGAAACCCAUUCUGUUAGCAGCUCAGGUUAAUAGACCAAACAAGAUAGAUGCAAAAAAAUAUAUUUUGAUACGUUGCUAUUUUAUUGAAGUUUGCUGCAAUUUUCAUCGGAAUGGAGAUAGUUAUUCGUAAGGAGAAGCUGAAGAACUGUAAAGAGAACUGGUAGAACUCAGAAGCAAUUGCCUUCAUUUUUAUCGCUUUCUUAAUCGAUUUACCUAUUCAAAUAGUUUAUAUAAUUGAUUCAUCACAAUAGUACCUGAAUCAUUACAUCUGCAGGAAUCGUUUUUUUACAAUGCAUAUAUACAGGGAUAAUCCCUGAAUAGGAUUAACGCGAGUGAGCCAUUCAACUAGGUAAUAUUUUAACGGUUGUACAUGAAUUAAAUUCCGCGAUAUGUGUUUUAUUAAAUUCAUAGGAGGAUAAUUUAACAAUUUUUUUUAAUGUAAAAUGUCGCCUAUAUGGAAA